CCUGCGCAGUCGGUAGUGAGCGCCCCGUGGGCCGAGGCCGCCGCCGGCGAGGAGCGCAGGGCAGCGCGGCUGGGGCGGCCGCUCAGGGGCUGCGGUGGUGCUCGGUGCCAGUGCUAGUCCCGGUCCCGGUCCUGCUGCCGGCGUCAUGAGGAGCCGGAGCAACUCGGGCGUGCGUCUGGACAGCUACGGGCGCCUGGUGCAGCAGACCAUCCUUCGCCACCAGGACGCGGUGACGGGGCUGCUCCCCGCCAGCGCCGACCACCAGGACGCCUGGGUCCGGGACAACGUGUACAGCAUCCUGGCGGUCUGGGGUCUUGGCCUGGCCUACCGCAAGAAUGCCGACCGCGACGAGGACAAGGCUAAGGCCUACGAGCUGGAGCAGAGCGUGGUGAAGCUGAUGCGGGGGCUGCUCCAGUGCAUGAUGAGACAGGUGGACAAAGUAGAGGCCUUCAAGUACAGUCAGAGCACCAGGGACUGCCUGCAUGCCAAGUAUAACACCCACACCUGUGCCACUGUGGUAGGAGACCACGAAUGGGGUCACCUACAGAUGGAUGCUACUUCCCUCUACCUCCUCAUGCUUGCACAAAUGACGGCCUCAGGCCUCCACAUAAUUCACAGCUUGGAUGAAGUCAACUUUAUCCAGAACCUCGUGUUCUACAUUGAAGCUGCCUACAAAACUGCGGACUUUGGCAUAUGGGAGCGUGGGGACAAGACGAACCAGGGCAUCACCGAGUUGAAUGCCAGUUCUGUCGGCAUGGCCAAGGCUGCCCUGGAGGCACUGGAUGAGCUGGAUCUCUUUGGAGCCAAGGGAGGCCCACAGUCAGUGAUACGGGUGCUGUCGGAUGAGGUGCAGCACUGCCAGUCCAUCCUCCACUCAAUGCUGCCCAGGGCCUCCACAUCCAAGGAGGUGGAUGCCAGUGUGCUCUCUGUCAUCUCCUACCCGGCAUUUGCUGUGGAGGACAGUGAGCUGGUGGAAAUCACCAAGCAGGAGAUUAUCACCAAGCUGCAGGGGCGCUAUGGCUGCUGCCGCUUCCUCCGGGAUGGAUACAGGACUCCCAAAGAGGACCCCAGACGCCUCUACUAUGAACCUGCAGAGCUGAAGCUGUUUGAGAACAUUGAGUGUGAGUGGCCUCUCUUCUGGGCAUACUUGAUGAUUGAUGGGAUUUUCAGUGGAAACAUGGAGCAGGUGCAGGAGUACCGGGAAGCCCUUGAGGGGGUUCUCAUCAAGGGGAAGAAUGGGGUACACCUGCUGCCAGAGCUGUACAGUGUCCCACCAGAUAAGGUGGAUGAGGAAUACAGGAACCCACACACUGUGGACAGGAUACCCAUGGGCAAGCUGCCACACAUGUGGGGACAGUCCCUCUACAUCCUGGGUUGUCUGAUGGCUGAGGGGUUUCUAGCUCCCGGUGAAAUAGAUCCCCUCAACCGCCGUUUCGCGACUGUCCCUAAACCUGAUGUGGUGGUCCAAGUGUGUAUCCUGGCCGAAACAGAGGGAAUCAAGGCAAUCCUGCAGAAGGAGGGCAUUGAUGUGGAGACUGUGGCGGACGUCUACCCCAUCAGAGUGCAGCCUGCUCGCAUCCUCAGUCACAUCUAUGCCCGGCUGGGCCGCAACAAGCAGAUGUGCCUUACUGGACGGCCCUACCGGCAUAUGGGUGUCCUUGGGACCUCCAAGCUCUACAAAAUCAGGAAGAGCAUCUUUACCUUUACCCCACAGUUCAUAGACCAGCAGCAGUUCUACCUGGCUCUUGACAACAAGAUGAUUGUGGAGAUGCUGAGGACGGACCUCUCAUACCUCUGCAGCCGCUGGAGGAUGACUGGGCAACCAACCAUCACCUUCCCCAUCUCCCACACCAUGCUCGAUGAAACCAGCAGCAGUGUGCACCCCACGGUGCUGGCGAUGCUGCAGAAGCUGCAGGAUGGGUAUUUCGGUGGCGCAAGAAUUCAGACCGGUAAAUUGUCGGAGUUCCUGACAACAUCAUGCCGAACGCACCUCAGUUUUAUGGACCCUGGGCCAGAGGGUAAGGUCUUUGCCAAGAGUUACAGGCUCAGCAGUGACAGCUUUGAGAAGCUAGACACCGAGGAGUGGCUGCAUGGCUUGCAGGUAGCAGAGGAUGAGGACACCUACGAUGAGGUUACUCAGUACUUGGAUCACCUGCUGCAGCACACGACUCCCCAGUCAAACCUUCCCCCCACCACCCAGCGGGGAGGGCUGAGCCGCUUCAGGGCUGCUGUCCACACCACCCGCGACCUCAUGUCCCUGGCAUCCAAGGCCAAGGACCUGCAUGUCCAGAAUGUUGGGAUGUAUGUCCCCAGCAGGAUCUUCCAGGCAUCCCAGCAGUCGGUCAAGCUGCUGAGUUCACCCCACCAGCAUGACUUGGAUGGCAAGAGCCAUGCACUCUAUGCAGAGAUGAACUUGCCCCGUGACGAGGAUGGCAACGUGGACUGCAAGGCACUGGUGGACCAGCUGCGCAUCUGCCCCACGCUGCAGGAGCAAGCAGACAUCCUUUACAUGCUCCACAUCCUCAAGGGACCUGAGUGGCACACGGGGCUUGAUAGUGAGCCAGGCCCCACUGUCAAGGAGCUCCUUACUGAGCUGUAUGUGCGGGUGGGGGAGACACGCCAGUGGGCCCUGAUCCGCUACAUCUCUGGCAUCCUCAAGAAGAAGGUUGAAGCUCUGGAUGAGGCCUGUACUGACCUCCUGUCUCGCCAGAAACACUUGACGGUCGGGCUGCCCCCAGAGCCACGUGAGAAGACAAUCUCCACCCCGAUCCCCUAUGAGGAACUUGUUCGCCUUAUUGAUGAAGCCAGUGAGAAGAACCUCAGUGUGUCCAUCCUCACCCAGGAGAUCAUGGUGUACUUGGCCAUGUACAUACGCACACAGCCUGCACUGUUUGCUGAGAUGUUCCGCAUCCGCAUCGGGCUCAUCAUCCAGGUGAUGGCAACAGAGCUGGCACACUCCCUGCAUUGUUCAGCUGGAGAAGCCACAGAGAACCUGAUGAAUCUCAGCCCAUCAGACAUGAAGAGCCUUCUCUACCACAUCCUCUCUGGCAAGGAGUUUGGGGUGGAAAGGAGUGUGCGUUCAGUGGACUCGUCGCUCACCACUGCUGUCUCCAUCUGUGACAUGGAAGCUGUCGGGACCACCAGGCCUGAGCACACUGGCCUCAUCAGGCUGAAAAGUGAAAUCAAACAGCAAUUGGAUAAACGUUGGCAGUCUCUGCCUGGGAGUAAGCCCCUCAGUUUGCAGUCCGGGGACACCGACCUCAAGUCCUCUCUGUCUGCUGGGCACACAGAGCUGCUGGGCAAGGGCUCCUUUUCAAGCAUGCUGGAAGACCAGGGCAGUAAGGACAGCCGGCAGGGCCAGUGGCAGCGGAGGCGGCGGCUGGAUGGGGCCCUUAACCGUGUCCCUGUGGGCUUCUACCAGAAAGUCUGGAAGGUCCUGCAGAAGUGCCAUGGCCUCUCUGUGGAGGGCUUUGUUCUUCCCUCCUCAACAACCAGAGAGAUGACCCCAGGGGAAAUGAAGUUUGCUGUGCAUGUGGAGUCUGUCCUCAACCGUGUGCCCCAGCCAGAAUACAGGCAGCUGCUGGUGGAAGCUAUCUUAGUGCUCACCAUGCUGGUGGAUGUGGAGGUGCACACCAUUGGUGGCAUCAUAGCUGUGGAAAAGAUCUUGCACAUAGCCAAUGACCUCUUCUAUGAGGAGCAGAAAGCCCUGGGCGCUGAUGAGCACAUGCUGGAGAGGGAUCCUUCGACAGGCAUCUGCAGCCUGCUGUAUGACAGUGCACCAAGCGGCCGGUUUGGCACCAUGACCUACCUGUCCAAGUCGGUGGCCUUGUACGUGUAUGACUUUCUGCCCACAGAUGGCUGUUCCAUGCAGUAGCUCUUGCAGUUCCUCACUGGGUUGCAGGUGCUCUGGGAAGGUUGUUUCAUACAGCUUGUAAAGAUGGUUAGUUUAGUUACUAGGUUAGUUUGCGAGGCAGCCUCUGUCACCAUCUCUCCUCCCAGCCCUGGCCUCUUGGUGGGUGAGAGGCCCUAUGAGGAGCUCCACAGGAGGCAUGUGUCCUAAACUGACCUGUGCCUGUGUGUGGCCUUUGGAGCAAGGAAAAGGCUGAGCUUUGAAGCAUGCUUGUGUUAGAAGGUUCUGUCUGCAUGACUCCUCCUGAGCCAUCACCUCCAAAAAGACCUCUGUCUGAAGGACUUGGAAAGGGCUCCCCUGACCAGACCUGUGUGCUCAGCAUUACAAUGCUCUCUGACCAGCUCACACUCUCCCUGCCUCCAGCAGGUUUGCAGUUUUUGACCUCUUCCACGCUGCUUUGUAUUGCAAAUCUGCAGGAUUUAUACUAGUGUACUUGUUCUUCCUGCUACUAUUGGAAAAGCUUUGCUAGAGGAAUAGCGGAUGGUGCAUAAGCCUUUCUCCCAGUACAUUCAAAAUCAAUAUGGUCCAGCCCAGCCACAGCUGUGCUGCUUGGAAGCAGGCAGCCCCUCACCCCCCCCUCCCCUCCCCCUGGGGGUCCUGUGUGCGGAGCUGGGGAGGUUGUGGUAGCCAGGAUCCCGUUUACCUCCAAGCUGUAGUACAAGGCUUCUGGCUGGCUGGGACAUGCCAGUGGCAGCCCCUCUGUGCCAUCUGCUCUAUCCCGGGCAGGGGUGCUAGUGGCCAAGUCACAGGUUCUUGAGCUCUCAUAUGCUCUGUGAAGCAGCUCUGAGCUGGCUGCUUGGUAUUACCUGUGCAAUCAGAGCCAUGCUUUUAAUGCUCAUCUCUGGCCUCUGUGCCAUCUCCCACAGCCUGGCAUAGAGAGGGGUGGGGACACAGUGGAUCCCUGCUCUGAUCUAUCCUGCAGCUCAGCCCCCACUCAGGAUGGUGUGGUUGGACUGAUGAGGAUCAGGCACACACUCCACAAAAUGGUGGAGGAAGUGGGGUUCCCUUUUGGCUUUCCCUCCCUAAGACUUCACGUGUGCUCCAGUAUACUCAGCACAUCGAGCAACAGGCCAAGACCCCUCACUUGAACCCUCUGACCUUGCAAUGUCCCACAGCUUGUCACAGGCCAGCCUGAUACCAUCCAUGUCCCCUUCCAAGCCUGGUUUACAGCUGUCAGUGAGCAAAGCUCUGAGCAACCUUUCCCCUUUGGGAAAGGUUGAUCUCAUCUAAAACCAGCAUGCCUUGUUAAAAAACUAUUAAAAAAUCUGAAAUUGUGGCAGUGACAUCAGCCACCAAGCCAUGUA
Molecule: messenger RNA, 5214 nt
Organism: Corvus hawaiiensis (hawaiian crow)
Lineage: Eukaryota; Metazoa; Chordata; Aves; Passeriformes; Corvidae
Gene: PHKA1
Product: phosphorylase kinase regulatory subunit alpha 1
Exons: 34
Coding region: 146-3874 (1242 amino acids)
Biological process (GO): glycogen metabolic process
Cellular component (GO): phosphorylase kinase complex
Molecular function (GO): calmodulin binding
Source: RefSeq, a predicted model, not a curated record